Molecule: messenger RNA, 1562 nt
Organism: Xiphophorus hellerii (green swordtail)
Lineage: Eukaryota; Metazoa; Chordata; Actinopteri; Cyprinodontiformes; Poeciliidae
Product: glycerol-3-phosphate dehydrogenase [NAD(+)], cytoplasmic-like
Exons: 8
Coding region: 127-1176 (349 amino acids)
Biological process (GO): carbohydrate metabolic process; glycerol-3-phosphate catabolic process
Cellular component (GO): cytosol
Molecular function (GO): NAD binding; glycerol-3-phosphate dehydrogenase [NAD(P)+] activity; protein homodimerization activity
Source: RefSeq, a predicted model, not a curated record
GGAACCGUGGCGAGCUCAGGGUGGAGCGGGUGUCUUUUAGCAGCAACGGGGCGGAUAAGGAAGUUCUACUGGCGAGUGGAGAACAACACAUUCUUCAGUCUGGCAAAGCGUUUAUCCAGUUUCAACAUGCCUGCUCAGAAAGUCUGCAUCGUUGGAUCUGGAAACUGGGGAUCCUCCAUCGCCAAGAUCAUCGGCCACAAUGUGAAGGCGUCCAACCGCUUCAACCCCAUGGUGAACAUGUGGGUCUACGAGGAGAUGGUCGACGGCAGAAAGCUCACCGAGAUCAUCAACACCGAGCAUGAAAACGUCAAAUACCUGCCGGGACACAAGCUGCCCAAGAACGUGGUGGCUGUUCCUAACGUCACCGAAGCCAUGAAGGGAGCCAGUAUCCUGGUCUUCGUCAUCCCUCACCAGUUCAUCAAUAGACUCUGCGACGAGAUGAAGCCUCACAUGACGGAGGGAGCCAUCGGGAUUUCCCUCAUCAAGGGAAUCGACGAGGGUCCGGAUGGCCUGAAGCUCAUCUCCGACAUCAUCAGGGAGAAGCUGCAGAUCGACGUCAGCGUGCUGAUGGGGGCCAACAUCGCCAACGAGGUGGCCGACGAAAAGUUCUGCGAAACCACCAUUGGGGCAAAGAACGCGGCGCAGGGCCAGCUGCUCAAGGAGCUGCUGCAGACGCCCAACUUCCGCAUCACCGUGGUUCCUGAGAGCGACACGGUGGAGCUGUGUGGCGCCUUAAAGAACAUCGUGGCGGUGGGCGCCGGCUUCUGCGACGGCCUCGGGUUCGGCGACAACACCAAGGCGGCGGUGAUCCGGCUGGGCCUGAUGGAGAUGGUGGCGUUUGCCAAGAUGUUCUGCAAGGGCAGCGUGAGCUCUGGCACCUUCCUGGAGAGCUGCGGCGUGGCCGACCUCAUCACCACUUGCUACGGCGGGCGGAACCGCCGCGUCGCCGAGGCCUUCGUCAAAACCUCCAAAUCCAUCGCUGAGCUGGAGGCCGAGAUGCUGAACGGCCAGAAGCUGCAGGGUCCACAGACCUCAGCCGAGGUCUACAAGAUCCUUCAAAAUCGAGGCAUAGUCAAGAAGUUUCCUUUGUUUGUUGCCGUCUACCAGAUUUGCUAUGAAGGGAAGGAGGUGAAGGAGUUCAUCACCUGUCUGCAGAACCACCCUGAGCACAUGUAGCCUCCAACUGGCUGCAACCUCAACCUCCCACCACUAGAGGGUGGCAGAGAUCCACAAGAUAAGCGCACAACAUAGUAGACAACCUGGCACGUGAAAACUGUUUAACCUUGGCUUGCAGUGUGUGUUUGUGUUGUUUUUUUUAUUUUUCUAAUUGUUAUUUUUACUAUUACACUUUGUGGGAAACAAUCAUUAAUACAAACUUUUCUUUUCAUGUUUUAAUGGGUCCAAUUCACCAUUUAUACGCGAGAGCGCCCGAAGUGUCUUCACUUUUUUACUUUUAUAUAUCACUACACCAUGUACAUCCCUGAUCUCAGAAAACCAACAACGGGUGUUAUUUUUUUAUCUUCAUGUGAAGUGUUUGACUUAUUAAAAUUGGUUUCCGUGAA